Messenger RNA from Rubroshorea leprosula, 2511 nucleotides. The record is from the annotation of a GenBank genome assembly. NCBI's taxonomy places the organism in Eukaryota, Viridiplantae, Streptophyta, Magnoliopsida, Malvales, Dipterocarpaceae.
CAUUGAACCCCCAAGGCAUUCUAAAUCAUUGGUAUUAUGGCAUCACCUUUGUUCUUCCUCCUGCUUCUUCAGUCUUUUCUUGUUUCCACUUCUGCUUUUUCCACCACUUCUUUACUUAAUCAAACAGAAACUCUUUUCAAAUGGAAAGCCAGUCUUGACAACCAAAGCAAAAGCUUCCUCUCUUCUUGGAUUGGGGACAACCCCUGCAAUUGGGUUGGAAUCGCUUGUGAUAGAGUUGGAAGCGUCACCAACAUAAGCCUUUCAAAUUUUGGUCUCAAAGGUACACUUGCCAACCUUAACUUCUUGGCCUUCCCCAACCUAAUUCACUUUGAUCUUGGUGAUAAUUCACUUUAUGGGGUCAUUCCUUCCGACAUCGCUAACUUGUCCAAACUUACUUUUUUCAAUUUGUCUGGGAAUGAUAAUAUUUCUGGAAAUAUUCCCAAGGAUAUAGGAAGGUUGAGUUCGCUUGCUGUACUCGAUCUUGCUUGGAACCAACUUAGUGGUUCACUUCCCGUUUCUGUAGGAAAUUUAAGCAGUUUGUCUUACCUUGCAAUCACUGGCAACAACCUCAACGGUUCCUUGCCUCAAGAAGUUGGAAUGAUGAGAUCACUUCUUGUGCUUCAUUUAGCCUCGAAUUCCUUUAUUGGUCCAAUCCCUGCAUCAAUAGGAAAUUUAAGCAAUUGUCAAAAUCUUUACCUCUUUGAAAAUGAGCUAUCUGGUUCUAUUCCAACAGACAUAGGAAGGAUGAGUUCACUUAAGCAACUUCACCUUCAAGGCAAUACGCUCAGUGGUUCUAUACCUCAAGAAGUUAGGAUGAUAAGAUAUCUUAUUUUGCUUGAUUUUUCCAAUAACGCCCUAACUGGUAUGAUACCGAAAGCAAUGGGAAAUUUUAGCCAUUUAAGACAUCUUUACCUUUAUGGAAAUGAGCUCUCUGGUUCUAUUCCUAGUGAAAUAGGAAUGAUUCAAUCACUUCUCGACUUGCAGUUGUUAGGAAAUAAUCUCAAAGGUGUUAUACCGACUUCCAUAGGAAACCUAACCAGUUUAGUCUCUCUUCUUCUCUUUGAUAACAUGCUUUCUGGUCCAAUCCCAGUUUCUUUAGGAAGUCUAACCAGUUUAAACAGUCUUUCUCUCUUUGAUAACAAGAUAUCUGGUAGGAUACCUCCUGAGCUAGCUCAAGCCACUCAAUUGACUGAGCUUGACCUCUCUUUAAAUCAACUGAGUGGGGAGAUUCCGAAGGAAAUAAGCAAGCUGACAACCAUGGUUUAUCUCUUGCUAAAUGACAACCAACUCUUUGGCAGAAUCCCACCAGAGAUAGGAAACCUACUUAAUCUGCAACAUCUUAGCUUGGCAAAGAACAAUCUAGUUGGACCAAUUCCAAAACAACUUGGGAAUUGCUUCAGGUUAUUACACUUGGACCUGAGCAACAAUCUAAUUGAGGAAAGUAUUCCAUCAGAAAUAAGCAAAAUAUUUGCCCUUGAAACUCUUGAUUUGAGUUGGAAUAAUUUAACAGGACAGAUUCCACAAGAGCUUGGAGGAUCACGUGUGUUGGAAAUGCUGAAUCUUUCUCAUAAUAUGCUCUCCGGUUCCAUUCCCCCUACUUUUGAUGAAUUGAAGAGCUUAACAUAUGUUAACAUCUCUUAUAAUCAGUUAGAGGGCCCUAUCCCGCCUAUUAAAGCUUUCCUUCUUGCCCCAUUUGAUGCUCUUAAAAACAAUAAAGGCCUCUGCGGCAAUGCCAUCGGCCUCCUGCAUUGUGUCUCUGAAGGUCAGAAGAAAAGCACCAGCGGACUAGUGGUUUUAAUCAUUACGCCAGUUUUGGGUGUUCUAUCCCUCUACGGGCAAUUCAACUCCAACUAUUGCCUUGGCUCAAGAGGAUAUGGGAAUAUUUACAAAGCUGCUUUGACAACAGGCCGAGCUGUUGCAAUGAAGAAACUUAACCCAUCAGAUGACAAUCAAUCGAUCAAUUUGCAAGCAUUCGAAAAGUACUCAUUCUUAAUCUAUGAGUUUGUAGAAAGGUGGAGCUUGAGGACAAUUUUGAGCAACCCAGAAGAAGCAGCAGAAUUGGAUUGGGAUAAGAGAUUGAACAUUGCUAAAGGGUUAGUGAGUGCUUUAUCUUACAUGCACCAUGAUUGUCCUUCACCAAUAAUCCAUUGUGAAAUUUCUAGCAACAAUGUUUUGUUAGAUUUGGAUUAUGAAGCUCAUGUCUAGGACUUCAGAAGUGAAAUAGGUCAUUUAAUAAUGUUAGUUCUUUCUCCACAUCUUUCUUCAUUUAUGUCUCCUCUGGUUUACUGUUAUUGACCCAUUUGAUAUUCCAUGCUGAUCACCAGUUGUUCGUUUCCGUUUUUGCAUUUAAUAAUUUGUUUGUUAUAGCAGUAGAUUAAGUAAUAAUGUCACCAUAACGCACUUAUACCGGCCAGCAACAUUAGCUGUACCAAUUUGCGAAGACUAUUCAAGUGAAGACAAAAAAUCUGUAAGAAUGUGUGGCUGUAUGCAAAAUGAAUGUGUUCUGUCCUA